AUGUUCACACAAACUGUCCGCGCUUCGCGCUCUCAAAUUGCCCGCGUUGCGAAGCAGCAAAUGAUCAGCAAACGAACCUUCAUCAUUCCUACUGCUGUUCGUCGUGCGGACCUUGUCCAAGAUCUUUACCUCCGGGAGUUGAAGAGUUACAGAAUACCCCAAGUCAAGGCCUCCGAUUCCGAAGGACACGUUCUCAAGUUCUCCCCACCCAAGGCUCCUACAUCUCCAGAAGAAACCGACAUCGCAAAGGAAUUGGCAGCAUAUGAGGCAAGCACUGUUGAGGUAGAGGGACAAGCUGAGGGGGGUGCUGAGGCUAAGGAGGUUGACUGGUUUGAGGAGGAACCUGAGGAGGAGGCCGCACGUCACUAG
Messenger RNA from Sclerotinia borealis F-4128, 369 nucleotides. The record is from the annotation of a GenBank genome assembly. NCBI's taxonomy places the organism in Eukaryota, Fungi, Ascomycota, Leotiomycetes, Helotiales, Sclerotiniaceae.